CCGAGUCAUAAAAUUCCCCAGGGCAUGAAAACCCCUGAAUCUCCUGCAGGGGGCACCACACGCCUCCCAGGAACCACCUGACCUCCCCAGAGGGCCUUCAGGAACAUCUCCUCCUCCAUUUGGCUUAUACGAAGGCACCCACCCCGCAUCAACUCUGUCUCAGAAUGACUAAAUUGUUAGCUCUUUGGGGCAGGGGUCAACUACUGCUCUGUGUUUGAGGCCCCACUCUUGUCUGGCCCUUUGGCACAAAGGUAACAAACAUGAAUAAUGAUAAUAAUAAACCCUUCGGCUCACCUAUUUUACUUCCUCUGAGCAGGUCUUCCAGUUUUCAGUCCUGACGUGAUCUCCAGGCUGGAACAAGGGGAAGAGCAGUUGCGUCCUGGAUCUCCCAAGGCUCUGAGGAAAGAGGGACCCUGAGAAACGUUCAUACAGUCCCCUUUCUGAGGUUGCCUCUCCCCGGCACAGGGGACGAUUCCUGUCUGGAUACUCCCUCUAUCCCGGCAGGUGAUGGGAUGGUGAGUGAAAACGAGGAGACGAAUCCUAAGCAGGAAAUCCCUGAGCAAGUGGAAUCACACGGGUCGGCACUGGGACCAUCCAAAGGGAACAUUUCCUGGAGGGGUGAGCAGGAAGCAGCCUGCGAGGGUCGGUGCGGGCUGGAGAGGCAGCAGGGAACCCCCCAGUAAAGAGACGAGGUAACUCCACUUAGAGAGGUUUGAAGGACCGCAGUGAAACCAUGCUCCAGCUUAGAACCCACACUAACGAGAAACCGUAUGAAUGUCCUGAGUGCGGGAGGAGCUUCACUCGCAACUCACACCUUAUUGUGCAUCACAGGAUCCACACAGGAGAGAGGCCCUAUGACUGCCUGGACUGUGGGAAGGGGUUCACUCAGGGUGCCGACCUGUCAAAGCACCAGAGAACACACACGGGAGAGAGACCCUAUCGCUGCCCUGACUGCGGGAAACAGUUUGCCACUUUCUCCUCCCUUAUUUCACACCGGAGACUGCACACAGGAGAGAGACCCUACAAAUGCCCCGAGUGUGGGAAAAGCUUCACUGCCAGCUCCAACCUUAUUGUGCACCAGAGAACCCACACUGGGCAGAGGCUCUGGACAUGCCCUGACUGUGAGAAAAGCUUCAGCGUGAGCUCCAACCUUAUCGCCCACCAGAGGAUCCACAUGGGAGAGAGACCCUAUAAAUGCCCCAAGUGCGGGAAAGGGUUCACUCGGAGCUCCUACCUCAUUUCCCACCAAAGAAUCCACACGGGAGAGAGACCCUACGAAUGCCUCGACUGUGGGAAGAGCUUCAGCGAGGGCUCAGACCUUACUAAGCAUCAGAGGAUUCACACGGGAGAAAGACCCUAUAAAUGUCCUGAGUGUGGAGAAAGCUUCAGCCAGAGCUCCAGCCUGAUUAAACACCAGAGAGUCCACACCAGGAAAAAACCCCUAUAACUACCCUGAGUGCAGGAUAAGUUUCCCGCUGAGCUCCACCCUUAUUGCUCAUCAGAGAAUCCACACAUGAGAGACUCUAUAAAUGUCCAUUCUGUGGGGAAGGCUGCAAGUGGAAGGUCUCUCUAAUGUCCCACUAGACACGCCACAGAGAAGGUGGCAGGAGCUCUCCCUGAAUGUAAUGAUUCUAUGCCCUGCUAACGCAACGUACAAAUGUGCUUCAUUUCAGGAUGGUCUAGGUAGAGGGGGGCCAGGCGGGUGGAUGUUUUGGGUUUCAGUAUGGCCAGAGGAGGGAGCACUGGAUACUGGGGAGACGGGUUAUUUCAAGGUCUGGGGGGAGCAGGUGUUGAAAUUAGUGAGGAGACAUUUCUGCAGGGGCCACACACACUUGCCAGGUCAGAGAAGAGGUGAAGAUGCCCCAUUGCACUUUGUGUCCAUGUUGUCUCUGCAGCUCCCAAAGCCUCUCAGGGUGGGGGUGAGGGCAGGGGACGCUGUUAUUAUUAAUUAUUGGUGUUAUGGCCCAGGACCCCUCUGCAGCAGGCGCUGUGCAAACGUGGAAUGAAAAGCCAGUCCCUGCCCCAAAGAGUUUACAAUCUAAGUGGAGAGACGGGACAACAGAUGGAGACGGACAGAUGGAGGGCAGGGAUCCAAGGAAGCAGACAGUAUUGGUAGCAUGAUGGGUAGCACGCUCAGCAUACCAGCACCCUAACCACUGUCAGUUUUUUUUGCAGGCCUCACAGCAAAGGAGAGUUUUAAGUUUUUCAGGGAAAGAGUGGGGGGCCCUGUGGGUCCAUAGUAUAAAGCAACAAGAGCUGCUGAUCCGAAGUGAGAGGAUGGACUCUGUAAAUGCAGGGGCUGGAGACUGGGGAAUUCCUGGGGGAGAUUCCCAGAGAGAUGGGAGAUUGCCCUGUUCCUGAGAGUGCAGUAUGGUGUAGUAGUGAGAGCAGGGGGAAUUGGGCCUCAGGAGUCCUGGGUUUAGUUCCUAGCUCCAAGCGGGAGUGUGAUCUAGUAGUUAGAGCAGGGUGGGGGUGACUGCUGGGCUCAAUAACCAGCUCUGCUAGUGUCACUUCAUCCCAAUCACUGCCCCUCCUUUCUCUGCGUGUGCCUCUCCCAUCUGUGCAAUGGGGAUAAGUCACACACCAUCCCAGGGAGUCGUCACUAAUUACUGUGUGUUCAGAGGCUCAGGAGGACAGAGGUGCCAAGGGAGGGGAAGUGUCAUUUUUACUGUGUUUCAUUAUUAUCUGAUCCUCUCCCAUCCCACCCCAGCUGUCUCAUCAGUGGAAGGGAUUUACUGAGCUGAAGGGAAGGGUUUCAUCUGUUUCUAGGGAGGGGCUCAGCUCACAUUGUCACAUACCGGGCUUAUUCCUGAACUAACUGCCCUGGGAGGGCUUUUCUUUUUGUUUCUGGAUGGGGCAGUGGGGAGGUGGGGUCCUGUUUUUUUGCUUUUCUGCAAUAGCAGAGACUGGAUCGAAUGACACAGAAGCCCGCUUCCAGUUCUAUGUUCCUGCUUCUGGAAACGCAAGUUUCAGAGGAAUGUUUAUUUCUUGCUAAAGUUUUUACCUAAUGGGAUUUUGAUUUUCCCAGAUAAAUUCCUCAUAAAAUGUUUAUUGUGAAUCCCUCGUCUCCCUGAGAAUUUCCUGUUCUCGAGCUCUAGAUGUGGGGAGCGAAGUGCCAGACAGGGACAUUCCCCAGCCCCCCUGUUAUUUUCUCCCCAUCAGCAGGAAUUGCUGGCUCCCCCAUAUCCAGCCAUUCACUGAUGUCUCUGCUCCCCUGGUGUUCGAAGUGGGGUCAGGGUGCCUCCACGUCUUUCUUUUUGCAGCCCUUUGUGUCUCAGGGCUCAGUCUCGGUGUCCUCCCUUCCCCUCUCCUGGGGGUUAAUUGCUGCAGGGGUUAACGAGCCACCCAGGCAGAAUCCAGGUGCUCCGGCUGGGUGUGAGCCCCCAAGGCCAGUUCCCAGUGGGCUGGAGCCAGGCACAUGGCCAGACGGGGAGCAGCCCAGCUCCUUGUCCCCAGCACCGUCUCCAGCAUCUGUCCCCACUCAGCUCUGUGCACAGCGGGUCUGAACAGUGACCUUUUCCUGUGGAUGCAGAGCAGUGCAGGGCUGUUUACGUCCUGGCCACACUUUAUCCCAGCAUCCCUGUUCCUGGGGCUCAGACCCUGAUGGACACUGAGACAGGGACCCAUAGAUCAGCCAAGGUUGGGAGUUCGUUUCCCCAAGAAUUGAAACUAAAAUAGCUAAAAGAGAUUAUUGUUAAUCACCUAGGCAAGAAUCUCUCAUAAUUUGCCUAUGGAUAAAACCUCUCUCUCCCUCCCAACCUAGCUAAAAAGAACUAGUUACCAAGGCCUGGUCUACACUAUGGGGUUAGAUCGAAUUUAGCUGUGUUAGGUUGAUUU
Terrapene triunguis (Three-toed box turtle) is the source of this 3837-nucleotide messenger RNA. RefSeq names its product zinc finger protein 572-like. Gene Ontology annotation, cellular component: nucleus. Gene Ontology annotation, molecular function: RNA polymerase II cis-regulatory region sequence-specific DNA binding; DNA-binding transcription factor activity, RNA polymerase II-specific. The record is from RefSeq and is a predicted model, not a curated record. Lineage: Eukaryota; Metazoa; Chordata; Testudines; Emydidae. Bases 734 to 1447 code for a protein of 237 amino acids. Gene Ontology annotation, biological process: regulation of transcription by RNA polymerase II; central nervous system development. The transcript has 2 exons.